This is a messenger RNA of Rhododendron vialii, 1146 nucleotides long. Its product is annotated as probable glutathione S-transferase. The coding region runs from base 149 to 802 and encodes 217 amino acids. Gene Ontology annotation, molecular function: glutathione transferase activity. Gene Ontology annotation, cellular component: cytoplasm. The record is from RefSeq and is a predicted model, not a curated record. The transcript is spliced from 2 exons. Gene Ontology annotation, biological process: glutathione metabolic process. NCBI's taxonomy places the organism in Eukaryota, Viridiplantae, Streptophyta, Magnoliopsida, Ericales, Ericaceae.
UGAAGUUUGUACGUAAUCAAUGAGUCAAUCGGUAGGUGGAAUGUGGGGUUUAAUUUGGAGAAUUUAAACUGAGACAGGACAAAAUCCCAAAAGAGUGUGCUUAUAAAAGUCCUCAACUACUAACACAAUUGGCCCCAAAAAAACCACCAUGGCAGAUGAGUUGAAGGUUUUCAGGACAUGGUCAAGUCCAUUUGGGUUAAGAAUCAUCUGGGCAUUGCAACUUAAAGGCCUGGAGUACGAAACCAUAUUUGAGGAUCUUUCUCAAAAAAGCCCUCUACUCCUCCAGUAUAAUCCUAUCUACAAAAAGGUCCCAGUUCUUGUGCACAAUGGAAAACCAAUCUCAGAAUCGCUUGUAAUCCUUGAAUACAUUGAGGAUACAUGGAAGCAGAAUCCUUUAUUACCUGAAGAUCCUUAUGAGAGAGCCAUGGCUCGUUUCUGGGCGAAAUUCGUCGAUGAUAAGCUUUUGAAAUCAGUAAUCGAUGUGCUUGUCACGAAAGGGAAAGAACAAGAGGAGGGUAUUCCUAAAGUCAUGGAGAACCUGAAAUACAUAGAAGAAGAACUAGAAGGAAAGAAGUUCUUCGGAGGGGCAACAAUCGGCUUCACAGACAUUGCACUUGGUUGGACAGCGAAUUUGCUCGGUGUAUUCGAGGAGGUUACCGGGAUAAAGUUCAUAGACGCACAGAAAUUUCCACAGAUAUCAGAGUGGAUGCACAACUUUUGCGAUGUUCCAGUGAUCAAAGCAAACUGGCCGCCUCGUGACAAGCUGGUCACCAAGUUUCAAGCAUACGUUGCACCUAAAUGAACCACCUAAAGUUCAUUAACUCAAGAAUGUAAGCUUAAACAACAACCUUCGCGUCUUAAAGCGGUGUUUGUAUUUUGGUGUAUUUUAGUCCAAUAAUGGAGCUCGACAUACUACAGAGGGCUCGGUCCUGUGUUUCUCAGUGACCAAAACUUUGCAUAACUAAAUAAUCUGUGAGGGAACGAGAGUGAGGGAAUGACAAAUCCCAAUUUAUCUGCAUGUGUAUCUUAGGCUCUUAGGUACUGUGGUUUGGCGAUUAAGGUUUCUACAACAGAGUGAUCCCCUAACGGAAAAGCUAUGAAUCCAUUGCAAAAUUUCUUACUCAUUUAAGAGAUGGUUUCUCUGAA